GUUUUGGGGCCAGUUUAUGGCCAGAUUUUGGGGGGCCUGCUCCCAACACUCCUCUCCUCCUUCAAUUGCAGUUGACAGGCUGAUGAAAAAAGAGCAGAGCCAGGCUUAAUGUAGAUAAGGCACUUCUGCCAACGGAAAGCUAAAAUGAUGUCUAGUGAUUCAGUAGAAAAAAGUGGUAAGAGAAUGAGUUGUCAUUGUGGCACACAGUUAAGCAUAUUGAACCCCAAUAUAACUGUAACUCUACACUGGAUUCACAUUGGAACUGACUGCAGUCUUAAGAAGACAUUGUCCUUAUUGUCCAUCAAUGAGCACUGUUAAUCAAAAUUUGGGGAUGGGAGUUAGUUUUAGUUGCGUUUAGUUAUAAAUGUGCUUUGAUUUUAUAGUUGUAAAGGAGCUAGAUGCAUAUGGCAUACAGACUUUAAGGUGACCCCUAAGAUUCUUGCCUCCUGGAAUUGACGCCUUUGUCUCAUUGUCUCACCUGGAGUUGGAUGUGGCCUGUGACUCGCUUCCCGCUUCUAACUGCUCUUGCCAGCUGACUCCCUCUGGGGCCAUUCUUCCUGGCUAGCUUUGAGGAAGAGGCCCCUGUGGCAGGGAGCUGAAGGUGGCCUCCUGCCUACAUCCAGCAAGAAGCUGGGGACCUUAGUCCUACAUCUGCAAGGAAAUCAGUUCUUCUGCCCACACCCCGAGUGGGCAGCUUGAAUGAAGACCCUUCCCUGGCGGAGUCCCCGCUGUGUAGUACCCUCAUGGCAGCCUUGCAGGGACCGAGCUAAACUGUGCGUGGACCCGGACCCCUGACCCACAGAAGCUGGGAGAGGAUAAAUGUGUGUUGGAAGCCACUAAGUUUGUGUACUUCAUUAUGCGGCAAUACGAAACAUUUCAGGACUUAACACAAGUUGUUACUGGUACUUAUUUAAUGUUAUAAAAAUCCGAGCCAAGUCAGAUCACUUUAGGAUGGGAACAUCUGAAUCAUAGCCUUGGUGAGCUUCUAAUCCACUGUUCCCUUUUUCUUCCCAUCAGGCAAAGCCAAAAAGGGCUCCUGAGGUUCCUUUUUGUAGCACUGACAGGUUUCCUUGGUCAUAGUGGAAGAGAGGGGCACCCCACAUCAUUUGGGCCAGUGUUCUUUUAUAGAAGGACACAUGGAGGACAGGGGCUGGCCCCUUGGGCUUGUCUUCCAAGGAGGUAGCAUCUUUAGACAUUUAUAAUCUAUCCUUUAUACAGCUGCUUGUGGCCCCCUCCCUUGUCAAUAUUCAGUUCGCCGUUGGGAUUUCCUUGUGUGAGUUUCCAGCACCCUAGGGCCAUGUUUGCCCUAGGAUUCUCCUCAUCAUUUCCCCCCACGCCCAGUCACUGCUGCCACUUAGCCUUUGCAUCUCCGGGCUGAGGAAUUCCUGCAUUUUUGAUCUGUCCUGCUCCUGCUGGCCUGUUUUGUCUAGCUACUGCCCUUCAAAACCAUAUCCAGUUUCACUCAUAAAAAGCAGGGGGAAAUGGUCAAACCAAACCCUCCAGCCUCCCCUGUGCAGUCCUGGCUCCUGUUUGAUUGUUGGUUCUCUGAAGAAAGGUGCUCUGAGGAGGAAGAGGGCUGCCUGUGCCCCCAGCACCCCCCAUUCAUGGAGGCUGGCCUCCUGGUGUGUUGUUUGAUUGGGUGUCCUUUUGUACCCCUGAGGUGCUGCUAGUACCUGCAGUGCUGACAGUCCCUGUGGCCAUGGGUGUGUGUCAUACCUUAGUCAUCAGCACUUAACUGCUCUGAGCUGCAAACGUUGGGCCUCAGAGCUCAGUGUUGAUGUGACCACCAUCUCACUUCUGCCAAAAAUAGAUGGGGAGGAACAUAUUUCUGUUAAGUUCUUGAGGGUUACAGCUGGAUUAAGUUAGAGCUCCUGAAAACAGCACACACUGGCUUAUACUAGUGGUUUAGAUUCUCUAAGAAAUGUGUAUUGAUAUAAAGUUAUUGGACUAUUGAUUUUUUAUAGAGUGAAAAUAUUAAAUUGUUGUUUGAAGAACAUCAUAGAUCUUGUAAAAGCAAAGUUGAAGACCAGAUUCAAAGUUACUUUACAUUCUUCUUGAAAUUCCUUCUAGAAUGUUGUGCUAGGAAAAGUACCUCUUCUGUUGAGUUUAUGUACUUUCUUUUAAUGGACAAAACCCAUCUUAUUUACCUUUUUACCUUUGCCACUAGGAAACUUAGAGCCAAACGAAUACAACUCAGUUGCAGUAAAUCUUGAGUUCUAAGCUUCUGACUCUGUUUGCUUUUAAAGUGUCUUAUUUGCUGUGUGCUUAGUGUUGCCUAAAUAAAUACCUACCAUUAGGGGAGGAAUUGCUUUGUAACUUUGCACAUUAGCUCUGUGGUUUGCGUUGACCUCGAUUUUAAGCAGAAACAGCUGUGAGUAUGUUAUAGUAAUUAUUAGGUGAGUUGUUUUAACUGGUGCAGACAAGAGCUUGUUGACCUGUGCUCUGGGUGAGAACUCUGAUUUCUGCUUCUACUCGAAAGGGUCAAAUCCCAUGAUGUAGUUUUGACUUAGGAGAAUGUAGUUCUGGCCUGGAGUGAAUCUUUGUGGGACUGAUGCAGACCAAGACUCGUGUUAACACGGAGCUCUGCAGCAGCUGGCCGCUUGUUUGUCUUCUGAGCCUGUUUCAUUUGCCUUCUCUGGUCUGCUUGAGCAGAGGAGAGAGGAAGAAAAGCUGUUGGCAGAUGUUUUUAGCAAGACCCUUAAGUGUAAGGGAGGAAGCUAAUUUUAGUCCUGUUUUUAAUAUUAUGGUAGUUUGGUUGCGUCUUUCCUCUUAGGGUAGAGCAUUUUAGCUUUUGUUUUUGCUUUUGCAUUUCCUGUGUGUAUGUCCUGAAGCAAAAUGGACUGCUAAAAAUGUCACUUGGUGUUUGUUAUUUUGUGCCUAGAAUAACAUUCAAGACCCGUGAGCACUGUGAGUCACUAAAAUAGUUUUAGGGAAAGGAAUGUUGUCUGUGUUACUCUUUUCUAUAUUUCCUUCUAGAAAUUUUCCAGUUGAUUUCCUGUGCUUAUGUUAAUUGGACAUCCAUAAUCUCUUUCUUUCAUCAACAGCAGUACAGUAACAUUGUGUUUGUUAGCACGUUGCUUCUCUGCUUGCAUGCAGAGCUCUUUAAUUUUAAAAGUACAGUAAGUUUUGGAAGAAUAUCAUGGCUAAAGAGGCAAGUUGCUGGAAAAUACAGUUGUGCUGCUUACUCAGUAAACAACCAGCCAACAGGCUGCGUGCAUGCACGUUCAUUGUGAUGAGAACUUAAACACAAAGCAGACGUGUGUGUUCCCCUGGUGUCCCCAGUUCCUAGCACAUAGUAGAAACUUUGUAAAUAUUUGUUGGGGAAUGAAGUCAGUAGCGCUACAAGUAGGAGGCCGUAAGGAAGGAUGGUUUCUAAAACAAUAAAAAGGGACAUCAGCUAGGCCAGUGGUCUUCCAACUUAGUGUGUGUCAGAAUCACCUGGAGAGCUUGUUAAAACAGAUUGCUGGGCCUACCCCCAGUGUCUGCUUCUGUAGGUGUGGCGUGGGCCCAAGAAUUUGCAUUUCUAAGAAGUCUCUUGGUGAGGCUGCCGUCAUUGUUGGUUCAGGACCACACUUUGAGAACCGCUGACUAGGCUAAUGCCUGUGGAUGAGAAAAGAGGCUUAGAGAAAUUGUGUUUUGCCUAAUUGACAAAACCAAUUAGUGGCUGAACCAACACAGAAGGCCAGGUUUGUCCUCUCACUUCCUAACUUGAGGACAGAGAAAUAUAUUCUGAUAUCCCUAACUGGCAGUCUGCCAUGGUAGUGACCACAUGUCCUUUUCUUUCUCGGGAUUUCAUCCCAGCCUGACAACCUUGGGACAGAACAAGAGGACAGGAGGUGUCGUUCCAGACUCUCAGCGUUCUCAUCUCUCUUCCUUCACCAUGAAGCUGAUGGACAAAUUCCACUCACCCAAAAUCAAGAGAACGCCAUCAAAGAAGGGAAAACCAGCUGAGGUGUCCGUAAAGAUUCCAGAGAAGCCUGUGAACAAAGAGGCAACAGACAGAUUUCUACCAGAGGGCUACCCUCUCCCCUUGGAUCUGGAGCAGCAGGCAGUAGAAUUUAUGUCCACCAGUGCUGUGGCUUCCAGGUCUCAAAGGCAGAAGAACCUGAGCUGGCUGGAGGAGAAAGAGAAGGAAGUUGUCAGUGCCCUGCGCUACUUUAAGACCAUUGUGGACAAAAUGGCAAUUGAUAAGAAGGUACUGGAGAUGCUUCCAGGGUCAGCCAGCAAGGUGCUGGAGGCCAUCUUACCCCUGGUGCAGAACGACCCUCGAAUUCAGCACAGCUCAGCCCUCUCUUCCUGCUAUAGCCGAGUGUACCAAAGUCUCGCCAACCUCAUUCGCUGGUCUGACCAAGUGAUGCUGGAAGGUGUGAACUCAGAAGACAAGGAGAUGGUGACGACUGUGAAGGGGGUCAUCAAGGCUGUGCUGGAUGGAGUGAAGGAGCUGGUCAGGCUCACCAUCGAGAAGCAGGGACGUCCGUCUCCGACGAGCCCCGUGAAGCCCAGUUCCCCUGCCGGCAAGCCUGAUGGCCCAGCAGAGCUCCCCCUGACAGACCGCGAGGUAGAGAUCCUAAACAAGACGACUGGGAUGUCACAGUCAACUGAGCUCCUCCCAGAUGCCACGGAUGAAGAGGUUGCGCCCCCCAAGCCUCCUCUGCCUGGCAUUCGGGUGGUUGAUAAUAGUCCUCCACCAGCAUUGCCACCCAAGAAAAGACAGUCGGCGCCAUCCCCUACCCGAGUGGCUGUGGUGGCCCCCAUGAGCCGAGCCACCAGUGGCUCCAGUUUGCCUGUUGGAAUCAAUAGGCAGGAUUUUGACGUUGACUGUUAUGCACAGAGGCGACUGUCAGGAGGCAGCCACUCGUAUGGUGGAGAGUCGCCCCGCCUCUCCCCCUGCAGCAGCAUAGGCAAGCUCAGCAAGUCAGAUGAGCAGCUGUCCUCUCUGGACAGGGACAGUGGGCAGUGCUCCCGGAACACAAGCUGUGAAACACUAGACCACUAUGAUCCCGACUAUGAAUUCCUCCAGCAAGACCUCUCUAACGCAGACCAGAUACCUCAGCAGACGGCCUGGAACCUUAGCCCGUUGCCAGAGUCUUUGGGGGAGUCUGGGUCUCCAUUUCUUGGCCCUCCUUUCCAGCUGCCUCUUGGCGGCCAUCCCCAGCCAGACGGACCUCUGGCCCCAGGGCAGCAGACAGAUACGCCGCCUGCUCUCCCCGAGAAGAAGCGCAGGAGCGCAGCCUCCCAGACGGCGGACAGCUCUGGCUGCAGGGUGUCCUACGAGCGGCAUCCCUCGCAGUAUGACAACAUCUCUGGGGAGGACCUACAGAGCACAGCCCCGAUCCCAUCCGUCCCCUACGCGCCCUUUGCUGCUAUUCUGCCCUUUCAGCAUGGAGGUUCCUCAGCCCCUGUCGAAUUUGUGGGUGAUUUUACUGCUCCUGAAUCAACGAGUGACCCAGAAAAACCACCUCCUCUACCAGAGAAGAAAAACAAACACAUGCUGGCCUACAUGCAGUUGCUGGAGGACUACUCGGAGCCGCAGCCCUCUAUGUUCUACCAGACGCCUCAGAACGAGCACAUCUACCAGCAGAAGAACAAACUCCUCAUGGAGGUAUACGGCUUCAGCGACUCCUUCAGUGGGGUGGACUCUGUGCAGGAGCUGGCCCCGCCACCCGCCCUACCCCCCAAGCAGCGGCAGCUGGAACCACCGGCUGGGAAAGACGGACAUCCCAGAGAUCCCUCAGCAGUCAGCGGCGUCCCUGGGAAGGACAGCAGAGACGGCAGUGAGAGGGCCCCAAAGUCACCAGAUGCUCUGGAGUCGGCUCAGUCGGAGGAGGAAGUGGACGAGCUGUCCCUCAUCGACCACAACGAAAUUAUGUCCAGGCUGACGCUCAAGCAGGAGGGCGACGACGGGCCGGACGUCCGCGGAGGAUCUGGGGACAUCUUAUUGGUCCAUGCCACUGAGACUGACAGGAAAGAUUUGGUGUUGUACUGCGAGGCGUUCCUGACCACCUACAGGACCUUCAUCUCCCCAGAGGAGCUCAUCAAGAAGCUGCAGUACAGAUACGAGAAAUUCUCUCCCUUUGCCGACACAUUCAAGAAGCGCGUCAGCAAGAACACGUUCUUCGUGCUGGUACGGGUGGUGGAUGAGCUCUGCCUGGUGGAGUUGACAGAAGAGAUCCUGAAGCUGCUGAUGGAACUGGUCUUCCGCCUGGUGUGCAACGGGGAGCUGAGCCUGGCCCGUGUGCUCCGGAAGAACAUCUUGGACAAGGUGGACCAGAAGAAGCUACUCAGGUGUGCCACCUCCGGCCAGCCCCUGGCGGCCCGGGGGGUAGCAGCCAGGCCGGGGACCUUGCACGACUUUCACAGCCAUGAGAUAGCGGAGCAGCUGACGCUGCUGGAUGCUGAGCUCUUCUAUAAAAUAGAGAUUCCUGAGGUUUUGCUUUGGGCAAAAGAGCAGAAUGAGGAGAAGAGCCCCAACUUGACCCAGUUCACGGAGCACUUCAACAACAUGUCCUACUGGGUCCGGUCCAUAAUCAUGUUACAAGAAAAGGCCCAGGACAGGGAACGGCUGCUCUUGAAGUUCAUCAAAAUCAUGAAGCACUUGCGGAAGCUGAAUAACUUCAACUCCUACUUGGCCAUCCUCUCUGCCCUGGACUCGGCGCCCAUCCGCAGGCUGGAGUGGCAGAAGCAGACUUCAGAGGGCCUGGCCGAGUACUGCACACUGAUCGACAGCUCGUCCUCCUUCCGAGCCUACCGGGCCGCCCUCUCGGAGGUGGAACCGCCGUGCAUCCCGUACCUGGGGCUGAUCCUGCAGGACCUGACCUUCGUUCACCUGGGAAACCCAGACUACAUCGACGGGAAAGUGAACUUCUCCAAGCGGUGGCAGCAGUUCAACAUCCUUGACAGCAUGCGGUGCUUCCAGCAGGCGCACUAUGACAUCCGGAGGAACGACGACAUUAUAAACUUCUUCAAUGACUUCAGUGACCACCUGGCUGAGGAGGCCCUAUGGGAACUCUCUCUGAAAAUUAAACCCAGGAACAUAACAAGGAGAAAAACAGACCGGGAAGAGAAGACCUAGGAGCAGACGCCGGGAUCGAGGAGAAUGCUCGAGGGGCGCGGAGGGCAGCUCCCAGACCGGAGAGGACCUUGGACCUGUUAGGCGCAUGGCAGGAGUCCCGGCCUCGGAGCCACGAGGCUGGCCAGGCCUCAGCGGGGCCGGUCGGGAGCUGGAGCCUGCCAGCCGCUUCCUGCCUCCUUCCUCUGUGGGAGCAGACCCAUGGGCCUCAGGGCAGCCAGCAGGCAGGUCUUGUUGCCAAUCUGCAAACCGGUGGUUUUCUGGUUUGGUUUUGUUUUCUGCUUUUACUUGCAUCUCUCCCCUCUUGACCUUCCACCCACUCCCCUCCAGGGAGAGAGCAGCAGAGACCUCAUCAACAGACCAAGGAAGUGGUGGGUGAUCCCCCUCCCUAAGUUCCAAGGUCCCUGAAUCUUCUGAAAUCUCAGAUGAGUGGAGGCCUUCCUGGGUGGGCUGUCCUCCAGGGGCCCUGGAAUGGGGGCAAGCAGCUGGGUGGGCAGAAUGCAGAGUAGACUCGGGGGAAGGUCCUUUCACUUUCCGCUUCUGCUUCUGAUGCAUGGAGGAUGAUGUGAGCUUUUCAGCAGGCCCGGAAAGGUACGCAGGUGACGCCUUAGCAGCCCCGCAGCUGGUGCUCUGCCCUGCGGUACUGGCGCCAUCAGGGCCUCCCUUGCCCGCCUGAGAGCAGCAGCAGUCUCUGUCAUCCCGUUGCCCCUUACCCCCCACCCCAGGCCACUGGGCCCCUCCCACACCACCUGGGGAGCUGAGAAGAGGAGGCUGGAGUAAGGGAGGACUUGAUCAUCCAAGAAAUACUUUUUAUUGCUGGGAGUCUUCUGAACCUCACCAAACUGAGGCCAGAGCUGAGCUCCUGGGGGAGUUAAUUCAGAGGGGAGAGGCCAGCACCUCCCUCCUCCAUUGCUCGCUGUGUGCCUUAAACUCCCAUCUCCUGUCCCUCCCCAUCCCCUGGCUUCCCCUCCUUCCUUGCCCCAUCCUGGGCCGGCCAGUGGGCCUCCUCCUCUGGCUCUUCAGACCUUUCAGCCAGUGCUGUCAGUGCCUCUGGGAGGGAAGGGCAUCCCUGAGGCACCCGAGUGGGCCCUCGGGGUGCAGGGAGGCAGAAGCCUGGCCACAGAGGAGCCUCCUAAGGCAGCAGCUGCAGCAGGCGCGCCCUCUCCCCACUCUCCCCACACCAGAGCGGCUUCCAGAGCAGAUGCUGUUUCCAUCCUCCUCGUCAAAACCGUUCUCGCUGCUGAGCUUGACAAUCUGGGCAAGGCUUGUGGGGCGCUUGGCAAACAGAAUCUGCCCUGUGCCGCCUGGCUCCGUGGCCUCCAGCAUGAGCCUGCAGGCAGGGCGCUGCGGGAACCCAGUCGUGCUGCCCCAGCCCAUGCCUCCGGGUCUGCUGUGCAUGAAUGAGUGCUCACUUGUCCCGGGUUUAGGACGUGGUCAAGUGAACAGCAGGGUCUAACUGUGCUUACUUAGCCCAGUUCAAACAGAACAAAGGAAAAAUAUAGAAAGCAACAUCUGUUGAUCAUUUAGGUUUUUUUUAAAACAGCCAUGUCACUUUGAGUCCUUCGUGGGUUUUUGAACAGCAUUUAUCAGAAGAAAAUGUGGGCUUUUUCCCCGCUCCCGUGUUUUGUUUGUCCUGUAGAUAGAGGGAGGAAAGCCGUGCAGUGGCAGGCGGGACCCCCUCUGGCGGUGGUCCUGCGGGGCCAGCCGGGACCUGUCACUUUAUUAUUUAAGGAGUGUGUGUGUAGAGUCGCUAGCUUAUUAACAGUAUUGUGUGUGGGUUGGGUUUUUAGUUUGUUCCUUCUUUUUGAAGUCCCUUCAUUUCAAUCCUUGCCUCUCUCUCCCCUUCCCUUGCCCAGCUCUGUUGAAUGCUGCUGUGCGCGUGUGAGGGCCGCUCUGCACACAGGGCCCUUGGGUUGUGCGAACUGAAAUUCUCCCUGUGUUUGUGAGACUCGUAGGAGUCCCCCUCUGUAGCAUAGGCAAUGCCAGUGCCAUGCUGCAGCCUCAGAAACCAGGCCUCUCACCCCAGCAGCAGGCGGAACUGUGUCUGUGGUCAGAUGCUGUCCACAGCUCUGUCUGCCAUGUUCUUGGGCUUGAGCCGGAUAGAGGUGGGGUCUCUUCACCUUCCCCGAAUUCAGAACAGACUCUGGGCCUGGCGCCAGUGUGCCCAAGCAACUCCCCAGGCCCUCGUUGGGAGCCCUUGGUGUUCUGAGCAGCAGGGCCCAGGCAGCACAUGAGCAGUGCCCAGGGGUUCCCUGUGUGAGGACAGCAAGGUGCGAUGUAUGUCUAACUUAUUGAUGGCAGGCGUCCCCCUGCACCCCCUGCACCUGGCCCUGGUUAUUGCUGAGCUCUGUGCUCAGUGCUGCGGCCUGGCCGUGGCUCGUCUGUUCCUUUGGGGGGGCCAGGCGGGUUGUGGGAAUCAGUCCUCACAGACAGACAUGAGCCAGGCGGAGGACCCGUUCCUUGCAGAGGUCAGUCCUCACCUGCAGGUGUCAGGGGGGCAAGGAGGGGCAGGCACACACCAUGUCUGACCUGAACCCGAUUCUGGGGAGCAUCUUCCCGCUUCGGCCCCACGACCUCCACAGGGUUACAUUGUAAUAUAUAUGCCCCAGCUAACCUGUCUGAUGGUGGCAUCUUCCUGCAGACAUUUCAAACAUGUAACUUUUAUAUAAAAAAAAAUAAACACAGAUGAAAGCUGCCCAAUGCCA
This is a messenger RNA of Symphalangus syndactylus (siamang), 9774 nucleotides long. It is a transcript of the gene RAPGEF1, whose product is annotated as Rap guanine nucleotide exchange factor 1. Gene Ontology annotation, cellular component: plasma membrane. Lineage: Eukaryota; Metazoa; Chordata; Mammalia; Primates; Hylobatidae. The record is from RefSeq and is a predicted model, not a curated record. Gene Ontology annotation, molecular function: guanyl-nucleotide exchange factor activity. Gene Ontology annotation, biological process: Ras protein signal transduction.